Messenger RNA from Echinococcus granulosus, 1287 nucleotides. RefSeq lists its product as hypothetical. Bases 1 to 1287 code for a protein of 428 amino acids. Lineage: Eukaryota; Metazoa; Platyhelminthes; Cestoda; Cyclophyllidea; Taeniidae. The record is from RefSeq and is a predicted model, not a curated record. The transcript has a single exon.
AUGAAGGGCAUCCAUUUGGAUAAGGUGACCAUUUAUGCGCCCGUAUUUCGCAAAGGAUGUAUUGAAGCAGUUGGUGAUAGGCUUUAUCUUGAAUUUUAUGGCUUUCUAAAGUGUACGAGUCUGACCGAUCUCGCUUUAAAUGUCUGCCUGCUGUUGAUGAUUGUCUUUGACCAUUGGGAUCAUUCAAGUUCAGUGGGUACAAAAGCUGACAAAGCAAAGCUUAAGAAAUAUGUGUCAAAUGCAAAAUUAUUGCAAGCCAUUCAAGGCACUCCGCUUUUGGCUAAACAAGUGAAGCUGCAAGAAGUGUAUGGCAAUGCAAAAGCUGACUGGCUAGAAAAAGGCAGUCGAACUGGCUGGUGUUUGGUGAAUAACGGAAAACAGGAUAGUGAAUAUGUACGCCGGAUUUACACCAGACGAACUGAAAAUCCUGGUCAAAUUAAAACAAGCGGUUUUCGUCGAUUCCUUCGAACCUACUUACCACUAGUAGAGGCCGUGCUCUAUACAGACGGGGAUUCAAGAUACGAAGUAGAGGGCAAUGACUACUACGGUGGCUUUAUAGUGACAGUUGUUCGCGUAAUUUUUUGUGGUCUCUAUGGAUAUCUUGGAGCUCAUAUUCUUAUUUCUGCUUUUAUUACUAAUUAUAAGGCAGCUCCGGCAGAAGGUGACAUUGCAAAAGCCGAGCAGGUUAACAGCGCCACUAAAGAACGCGAAAAAAUUGUCGAAGAGCUGGCCUACAUGACAAGCGUUCUCGUACGAAUCGCCUUUGUUAUAGCAGCAAUUGUAUCUAAGAGGUUUCGAUGUUUUCUAGCUCUUCUGGGACCUAACCUAGGACUAACUGCGGGUCAGUCGUUUAUUGCUGCCGAGUUAACAAACGUUGCUGUCCAUGGACCUGUGCGAGGCUUGGCUACUAACCUGAGGGCAGCUGGUGGUUCGCUCAACUGUUUGAUGAAGUUAUCCGGCAACAUCACCAACGAUGCCAACAAACUCUUAAAACCAAGUGGUAAAGGCACAUCUGAAGACGAAUUUGAAGAAAUAGAGGAAGAUGAAAAUGAUGAUGAUGAAAAUCUUGACAUUAAUUCCAUGUCAAAUGACACUCAGCAAAAUUUUACGGGAAUCGUUCGAGGCAAAGACAAAUCUAAACUCGUGAAAUACCCAAAACUAAAGAGCAUAACAAGCUUUAACAGUUUCUUUGUGAAAUUGAUUAAAAAGGCAUCGAGAGGAAUUAAUCGAGGGGCAUCAUUCUUGCGAAAACUUACUAUGAAAGUACAAAAGGAGGCAAGUCCCUAA